Molecule: messenger RNA, 1471 nt
Organism: Macroventuria anomochaeta
Lineage: Eukaryota; Fungi; Ascomycota; Dothideomycetes; Pleosporales; Didymellaceae
Product: aromatic compound dioxygenase
Exons: 3
Coding region: 420-1427 (335 amino acids)
Biological process (GO): catechol-containing compound metabolic process
Molecular function (GO): catechol 1,2-dioxygenase activity; ferric iron binding
Source: RefSeq, a predicted model, not a curated record
CACGUCUCGAUGCAUCAAGCGGGGCGUCACGACGCGUCGAACAGAUGCUGCAGCCUAUGAGGCGUCCGACAUGGACAUUGGACAGAACGCCAGAGAUGCAGAACUGCUGCCGAGCUCACGCGCUCCUACAAGUCGCGGGGCAUUUCCGUACCUUUUUGCCGUUCUCCUGCUCCCUUUGCUAGUCAACAGCGCCGUUUAAACUAAUAUCCACAGCUUCAAUAUGAUUGACGGCAUCGUACAACUCUUGAUAAACUUAGUCGUAGAGCUUAUCCAGGCUUUUCAGUUCCGUAACUAUAACACCUGGUCGAACGCGUCGUCUGCUUCAUCUAGGCAACGCUGGUCGGAAGAACGUCAGCCGCUGCAACAGGAGCAACCGCAACAGCAACCGCAACAGCAACCGAAACAAGAAGAGGUUUAAGAUGUCGUCUACCGGCCCCGGAGACAAAUCCGUGCCAGUCCUGAAGGACUUGACCAUCGACAACAUCACCGAGAAUGUCGUCCGCAUCAACUCACAAUGCAGCGAUCCAAGGCUGAAAUACAUCAUGGAGCAGCUCGUCUCGCACCUCCACGACUUCGCGCGCGAGACACGCCUGAGCUUCGACGAAUGGAUGGCAGGAAUCCAGUUCCUCACUCAAGUCGGCCAGAUAUGUACAGACGUACGACAGGAGUUCAUCCUGCUCUCCGACAUAGUUGGCCUCUCGCUCCUCGUCGACUCCAUCGACCACCCCAAACCCUCCCACUCCACAGAAGGCACAGUCCUUGGCCCCUUCCACACCCACGACGCCCCCGCCGACCAGAACGGGUUCUCCAUAUCCGCCGAUCCCAACGGCGACCCACUGCUCGUGCUGUGCACCGUCAAGUCCACAUCCGGCGAGCCAAUUGAAGAUGUCAAGGUCGACAUCUGGGAAACGGACAGCCACGGGAAGUACGAUGUGCAGUACGACGACCGGGGGAGCAAGGCAGAUGGCAGAGCCGUUAUCCACAGUGACAAAGAGGGCGUUUUCUGGUUUAAUGCUAUUGUGCCUGUGCCGUAUCCGAUUCCGCAUGAUGGGCCGGUGGGGAAGCUGUUGACUAGGUUGGGGAGACAUUGCUGGAGGCCGAGUCAUAUGCAUUUUAUGUUUGAGAAGGAGGGGUUUGAUCAUCUAGUUACGGCACUGUACAUCCGAGGCUCUGACUAUGAGACCUCCGACGCGGUGUUCGGCGUCAAAGAGUCACUCAUCGUGGGCCUAGACACCGUGACGCCCGAGCAGGCAGAGCAGUACAAUGUGAAAGCUGGCACCAAGCUGCUCACAUACGACUUCGUACUUGUCACAGACGAAGAGACGAAGCAGCUGCGCCACGAAGAGGCCGUGAAGGCCAUGAAAUCUCUCGGGCGAGAGCAAGGCAUGACGAUCAUCAACGGCGUACCAGUUCCAGACGUAGACUAAUCCAAACAAAUCUCAUUUGAGGCAAACAAUUCGAAGGCCUCGGG